Apodemus sylvaticus (European woodmouse) is the source of this 1524-nucleotide messenger RNA. Its product is annotated as zinc finger and SCAN domain containing protein 4F-like. Gene Ontology annotation, biological process: regulation of transcription by RNA polymerase II. The record is from RefSeq and is a predicted model, not a curated record. The coding region runs from base 1 to 1524 and encodes 507 amino acids. Gene Ontology annotation, molecular function: RNA polymerase II cis-regulatory region sequence-specific DNA binding; DNA-binding transcription factor activity, RNA polymerase II-specific. Lineage: Eukaryota; Metazoa; Chordata; Mammalia; Rodentia; Muridae. The transcript has 3 exons.
AUGGCUUCACAGUUCAGAGAAACCUUUAGGUCCACAUCAUCAUCAAAUGACUUUGAAUUAGACUACGCAGAGUUUAUUUCAACCCAGGCUUCUGCUAUGCAGUGGGGAGAAGACAUCUCUCACUCAGCAAGUUCUCAGGUCAGUGUUUCUCCAAACAACCAUGGCUCCCUGGCAAAGCAGGAGCUGCAAACACUCUGGGCGAUGUUCACCUCCUGGUUGCAGCCAGAGAAGCAGAGCAAGGAGCAGAUGAUCUCUCAACUGGUCUUGGAGCAGUUUCUCCUCACUGGGCACUGCAAGGACAAGUUUGCUUUGACAGAGAAGUGGAAAUCCAGUGGCAGAAACAUGAGGAGAUUCAUGGAGGGUCUGACUGAUGAGUACUUGAAGCCUCCUGUCAUGGUCCAUGUAGCCAUGCACGGGCAGGAAGCCCUCUUUUCUGAGAACAUGCCCUUAAAAGAAGUCAUCGCACAUUUGGAGCAACAGAAGGUAGCAACAACUCCCGCACAAGAGAACGCAAGGGCACUCUUGGAGAUCCCCAAAGAUGUGUUCUUGGCAGCAGGACAUGAAAACACAGACGAUGGCUGCCAACCCCCUUGGAACACUAGUGUUGGAAGUGACGGUGUUAAUAGUGUUGGAACUGCGAGGGAUUCCCUUUGCACCUUCCAGAGAGUGCAAUAUCCGGAGCUCGAAGACAGGGAUGUUUCUUAUGGAGUCCCACAGGUUUCCAGAAGAGUAACUCAAGAUACUUCCAGGUCCCAGGAAGUGUCCCUGAGGGCACCUUCUUCUGAAGAGGUCCUUAUGGAGGUACAGCCAGUGUUUCUCUCCCUCACCGAGCAGUCUGAGGAGACUGGAGACAGCCACAACGCUACUGAUGUGAGUGGCGGGGUUAUUCGUCUCACAAGUGAGGGAGAUUCCAUUUUCAUUAUCCAGGGAGAGCAGUACUCUGUACCUGAUGUGGAAGGUGUUUCUUACAGAGAGCCUCAGGAUUUAAGAAUAGCAGUGUGCAGUACCCGCAGGUCCCUAGACAGGUCUCUGUGGGCAGCUUCUCCUGGAGUUGUCCCUAUGGAGGUCCCAGGCUUCCUCUGCAGGCCAGAGCCGUCUACCCCUAAGUCUGUCCCUCUUUUCCAGAAUCAUGAGGCAAAUUCCACCUUUAAGGGUAACCAAGAGAGACUCCAGAGAGACCCCAAACCAUACAAAUGCGAGGAAUGUCCCAGAACCUUCAAAUAUCCCUGCAACCUCUCCAUCCACCAGAAAACACACAAGAAGGAGAGGCCAUUUUUCUGUAAGGUGUGCCAGACAGGCUUUCACCAAGUCUCGGAACUUCGAGUUCAUGAGGUCAUACACAAGGCAGGGAAGCCUUUCACAUGCGAUGCCUGUGGAAGGGCCUUCCGAUACAAGACCAACCUGCAGGCUCAUGAGAGGAUCCACACAGGAGAGAAGCCAUACUCCUGCUCCCUGUGUGAUAGCAGCUUCCGCCAGUCAUCCACAUACCACCGUCACCUCAGGAAGUUCCACAAAUCAGAAUGA